AUGCCCAUUCCAAUCGUGGACUCUCAUAUCCAUCUUUUUCCAGGAUCACACCUACCAACAUUCGCCUGGUAUAAUCCAGACGGCCCUCUAAGCGCCCAGCACAGCGUCGACCAGUACCGACACGCGACAUCCAGCGUUCCUGCCACCUCGGAAACGACUGACGCAAAGUACCUGCGGGGCUUUAUCUUCCUUGAGACGGAUCGUGUCUCCUCCAUUGAAGAGUCCGAAUCGUCGGGCGCUCCCGGCUGGAAACAUGCUCUCGACGAAGUCUCUCUCCUAACGCGAAUUGCGCUCGGCCAACCUGUGGACGGAGAAGGACACGGUCCUUCAGACAAGGAGUUUUGCUUGGGAAUUGUGCCUUGGGCGCCUGUUCCUGGUGGACCUGAUGUCUUGCGCCCGUAUAUGGAGAAGGUUAAGAAGAGGACGACGACGGAAGAAGUUUGGCGCAAGGUUUGUGGGGUGAGAUACUUAGUUCAGGAUAAGCCUGCGGGUGUUAUGCUCCAGCAGAAAUUCAUUGAUGGUCUUCGUUGGCUGGGGAGAGAGGGUCUUGCUUUUGACUUGGGUGUUGAUGCCAGGCAGGGUGGUCUAGAUCAAUUACGAGAGGCUGUUGAGAUGAUGGGGAGGGUUUACAGCAAUGAUGCUGAGUCUCCGGUGACUAUUGUGAUCAACCACCUUUGCAAGCCUAAUUUAAGACUUGCGCCCGAAUCCGUGCCUACACAUCCCGAAUACCUCGAGUGGAAAAGUUUGGUUACCCGAAUGGCAGCGGUAAGCCCCCGAACUUAUAUGAAGCUCUCCGGAGCUUUCUCUGAGCUCCCGCCAUUGUCAACCGAAUCCGAGCCCGACAUAAACGACCUAGCUAGUCGACUCCAGCCAUGGACAGAUGUUGUCUUCGAUGCAUUUGGCCCUGACCGCAUCAUGUUCGGCUCCGACUGGCCAGUAGCUAAUAUCGGCGGAGGAGGAAACGACAUUUCAUGGUAUAGAUGGCGUAGGGUCGUUGAGAGGGUCUUCGAACGAAGAAGCUUGAGCGAAGAGCAAAAAGCAGGAAUUUGGGGACAAGUAGCGAUCACAGCUUAUGGAAUUGAGCUUUAA
Messenger RNA from Penicillium argentinense, 1089 nucleotides. RefSeq lists its product as uncharacterized. Lineage: Eukaryota; Fungi; Ascomycota; Eurotiomycetes; Eurotiales; Aspergillaceae. The transcript is spliced from 2 exons. Gene Ontology annotation, molecular function: hydrolase activity. The record is from RefSeq and is a predicted model, not a curated record. Bases 1 to 1089 code for a protein of 362 amino acids.